AUGGUGCGUGACACGCCCCAAGAAAUACCGCAAGAGCGAUUGGGUCGUGGAUGUCGUGUGCCUCGACCAGCCCGUGACUCCUAUGACUCACUAUAUCUAGCAAAGGCGAUGCUGCCAGUCUCGAAAAGACGAGCAGAAUCUGGGGAACUGCAAAUUAAUUCACGCUACCCGGAACGAGAUGCUGCUAAGAGGGCUCUUGUAAAGAUGAGUUCUACAUUACAUUCAUUGGAUGAAGAUUCCAUGCAAUUAUUUGGUGGACUUCAGGAAGAAGCGGAUGAUAAUGAGAAAUGCAGUAGUGUAGAUGAUGGUAGUUUGGCUGGUGUAGCCUCUUCACAGUUGCGUGGAAAAAAACGUAAUUUUAACCGAUAUAAAGUUGGAACGCAUAAACGAUCUCGUGCAUCAUCUAUUGAUUCCUCCAUUUCAAACGAAUCACUACGGGAGACAACACAUGGACGUGGUGAAGAAGGUGAAGAACUUCUUGUAGAUCACUCUUCUUCAGCAUCUUCCUCACCAAGGUGUAUGAGUGAGAAUGAGGCCCGUGUUGUUUGUAAAAACGCUAAAGAAAGUACCGUAAAAAAUGUUCCAAUUAAUCAUUACCUUGAUAAUGUUAUACAAGGCGUUGUGGAUUCAAAAAAAACAUCAAAACGAAAAGAUCAAAGUCAUCGACGUCGUAUGGAAGAUGUUUUUCUUGGACUUGGCGAACACCAUGGUGAUUCACAAAGUACAGAUAAAAAUAAUCAUUUUCAGUCAAAGGAAGAGACUCCUGUGGCUCUAGGUGAUAUUACUCCUUUACAUAUUGAUACAUCAGUCUCAUUUGAAAAAGUUGGUGGUUUACCUGGUCAUAUUGUAAUGUUGCGUGAGAUGGUGUUAUUUCCUUUAUUAUACCCAGAAGUAUUACAGGCGAUGAAUCUUACCCCUCCACGUGGGGUACUCUUUGUUGGACCUCCAGGUACAGGGAAAACACUCAUGGCAAGAGCUUUGGCGAAUGAAGGUAUACGAUGUACUCAUCGUAAAAUUGCAUUCUUUAUGCGAAAAGGUGCUGAUAUUCUUUCAAAAUGGGUAGGAGAAAGUGAGCGUCAAUUGAGUUUGUUAUUUGAAGAAGCUAAACGACAGCAACCGAGUAUAAUUUUUUUUGAUGAAAUGGAUGGUUUAGUUCCGGUUCGUCAUGCUAAAUCAGAGCAAUCACAAGCUGCCCUUGUCUCAACUCUUCUUGCUCUUAUUGAUGGUUUAGAUGACAGAGGACAAGUUGUUGUUAUUGGUGCUACAAACAGACCAGAUACCAUCGAUCCAGCACUUCGUCGUCCUGGUAGGUUUGAUCGUGAACUUUAUUUUCCUUUACCAGAUGCUGCCGCACGUCGACAUAUUCUUACUAUUGUAACACAACCAAUGUUACCAAUGGAUCAUCCUGAUCGAGAAACAAUACUAGAGGAACUCACUGCACGAUGCGAAGGAUGGUCUGGAGCAGAAAUUCAAGCAUUAUGUACGGAAGCCGGUCUUAACCGAUUAAGAACAUCCCUUCCACAGAUUUAUACUACUAGUAGAAAAUUACAGAUUCCCAAAAAUGCUUUAACUAUACAAAAAGAAGAUUUCUUUAUGGCUACACAUCGUAUUAAAUCUUCUGUACGUCGUGGUGCUACUUCUAUUGUAAAUACUCUUGAAGAACAUAUAGAACAUUUACUUUACAGUACCCGAAAUCAAAUAUUAUCAUAUGUGGCAACCGUUUGGCCAAGUGCAUCUGCAGCUCUCACUCGAGAACGAAGAGACUGUAGUAACGCUAUUGAAGCAGUACGAGAAUUAAGUAGUUUUCCAGUUCCACAAACUGCACACCCAUCAUUACUAUUUCUUACACCUUCCUUAACAGAGGGUAACUGGAGUAUUGAGGAAUGUGAAUUUGCUAUAGAAAAGAUUUCUAUCGCUAUUCUCAAAGCACUUCCAUCAAUACGUAGUUUCACAUUAGAUCUUCCUCAUUUAGUUGUGGAUCAUGAUAAUGCUGCAGUGAUGGCCGCAUCUACUGCUAUGACUACAAACUCUAGUAGUGAAUCGACAAAAAUGGAAGAAUGUAGUGCUUCACAGGGUACUAAUUUUAAUACAGGACACAUUUAUUCUUGCAUCACCGCCUUGCAACAGUCAUCUGGACCAUCUCUAGUACUUUUACAAGGGUUAGAUAUGUGGUUAAAAGAAUAUGGCUUACCAACUAGUAAUACUAACACUAAUAAUUUAACGGAAGAAGAAAUUACUGAACGACAAAAACAUAUGCAGGAUUUGUGCUACUAUAUAAAUCUUUUGCGUAAUUCGGAUGUUCUUGUUUUAGUACCUACUCUUCAUGCAGAUGUUGGUGAUGUGUUUUUUGGUGGUAGAUGUCUACACACUCAAAUACGUAAAGCAUCAUGUGUUAUUCCUUGUAAUCCCAGAAAGGAUGAUUUACAUCGCUUUUUAGAGUAUGUAUUUCAUGUGGUUAAUCUAGGUCUAUCACACUGUGUGUAUACUGGUUGGGUGGAUUUGCCUGAUGAUGUGUCGCCCCCACCACCUCCCUCCUUGGAACAAGUGCGUGCGGCCCGUCACAACGUCAUUGAUUUGUGGCGUCGUGUAGAAUACCGUAGAAGACAGUUACGUUACAUUCUGACAAAGUGGGUAAGUCAAUACAUAAAUUCUCGUAAGUUUUCUUUAUUUUUCAGUGCCGAUCUCGAUUUUACACCUGGUCAUCAACUCUAUGAAGAGUGGCAACAACAUACACAUGGUCGUCGAAUUGGUUUACAUGAUGUCAUGGAAAAACUCGAAAACGAAGAGUAUACGAGUCUUUCUCAGUAUCAUGACGAUAUUGAUUUACUUGUACAAAAUGUACGCUCAUUUUUUCGUACGCGAUCCUCAACAGACCAACGAUAUCGUAGUCGUGUACUAGAACUCAAGGAAACUACAGUACUAAAUCUCUAUAAAAUCAAUCGUAAUGUUGUACAAUUCUGCGAGGAACACAAGGAUUUGGCAGAACCUGAUAUAUCAUCAUCAUCAUCAUCAUCGGUAGCGUCUUCUCAGGAGAGUUCAGGUAAAGUUCUUGGAAAACCAGGCAUAGCAAGAAAUACAACAAUAAAUCAGAACACUAAUAUAACACGCAGGCGGCCACCACGUCGAUAUUAUGGCUCUCGUCGUCGUCGACGUCGUCGCGUCACUCGUCCUUCUGUAGCCAGUAGAAUUGAAAAAACGGAGAUGAAAAAAGAAGAAGAACAGGAACAGGAGGAAGAAGAAGAAAAUGUGAUCGAGGAAGAUAAGGAUGGAGUGAAUUUUACUGAAACACCUAUGGAUGAAGGAAAAAAUGGAGACCCUGUAAUUUCUACAGCUUCUAUGGAUGGUAUUAACGGCAGCAGUUGCAACGGGAAUAAGAGCAACAAUAUUGAAAUAACGCCAAAAGGUAAUGGCAUCUCGGAGAUUGAUUUCUGUGCGGAGGCGUUGAAUACAUAUUCAUUUUUUUCUCUUGAUUGCGUCUUUAGAGCAGCAAUGCCUUUGCUAGAAGCAGAAAUUAGUAGGAGACUUAAACAACAACAAGAAGAAAAUCGACAAGAGGGUGAGUCUACAUCGUUUCUUGAUGGGACGAACGUUGAGGGGAGUGCCUCAUUUUUUCAGCGAAUGAUUCAUGAAGCAAUACAAGCGACGGGUAAAGAAGCCAAGAUUGUAAACCCUCAAUAA
Molecule: messenger RNA, 3678 nt
Organism: Trypanosoma theileri
Lineage: Eukaryota; Euglenozoa; Kinetoplastea; Trypanosomatida; Trypanosomatidae
Product: ATPase
Exons: 1
Coding region: 1-3678 (1225 amino acids)
Biological process (GO): positive regulation of transcription by RNA polymerase II
Cellular component (GO): nucleus
Molecular function (GO): histone binding; ATP binding; ATP hydrolysis activity
Source: RefSeq, a predicted model, not a curated record